UGGGUCAGCCUUUGAGGUGUACAUGGAGGUGGUGCAUUCUGGGACGGCUGGCUCUGGACCAGAGGUGCGCAGGAGUUUCCCCGACACAUACACUGAACAGGAAACGCUACAGACUAUCCCAAAGUUUUGUUUUCCUUUUAAUAUGGACAGUAUGGCUGUGGGUCAGGUGGGGCAGAACUUCACGUUUGUUCUAACAGAUAUCGACAGUAAACAGCGGUUUGGUUUCUGCCGGCUCUCAUCAGGAGCUCACAGUUGCCAUUGCAUCCUCAGCUACUUACCGUGGUUUGAGGUGUUUUACAAGCUGUUGAAUAUCCUGGCAGACUACACAACCAAAGGACAGGACAUUCAGUGGAGGGAGUUGUUAGAGUCUCUACAUGUAUUAAACAUCCCUGAUCCUGGAGUGCCUGUGCAUUUGAGUGUGCAUUUGUUUUUCACAGUGCCUGAUCCAAGAGAAUUACCCAGUAUACCUGAAAAUAGAAAUCUGACGGAGUAUUUCGUAGCAGUGGAUGUGAAUAAUAUGUUACAUCUGUAUGCUAGCAUGCUGUACGAAAGACGAAUCCUCAUCAGCUGCAGCAAACUGAGCACUUUAACCGCAUGUGUUCAUGGCGCAGCAGCCAUGUUGUAUCCCAUGUACUGGCAGCAUGUUUACAUUCCAGUCCUGCCACAGCACUUAUUAGACUAUUGCUGCGCUCCAAUGCCGUACCUUAUCGGGGUGCAUUCCAGUCUAAUGGAGAAGGUGCGAGGUAUGGCUUUAGAUGAUGUGGUUCUUCUCAAUGUAGACACAAACACUCUUGAAACGCCGUUUGAUGACCUGCAAAGCCUUCCUAAUGAUGUGGUUUCAUCUUUAAAGAACCGCCUAAGAAAAGUGUCUUCAUCAACUGGAGAUGGAGUGGCCCGAGCAUUUCUGAAGGCGCAGGCGGCUUUGUUUGGGAGUUACCGAAACGCGCUACACAUUGAACCGGAGGAGCCAAUAACGUUCAGUGAGGAAACGUUCAUCACACACCGGUCCAGCACCAUGAGACAGUUUCUGCAGAACGCUAUCCAGCUACAGUUCUUUAAACAGUUUAUAGACGGCCGUCUGGAGCUGCUGAACUCAGGUGAAGGGUUCAGUGAUCAGUUUGAGGAGGAAAUCAACAUGGGAGAAUAUGCUGGCAGUGAUAAAACUUAUCAUCAGUGGCUUUUUACAGUGAAGAAAGGCAGCGGGGCAAUACUAAACACAGUGAAGACAAAGGCAAAUCCUGCAAUGAAGACAGUUUACAAAUUUGCCAAAGACCAUGCCAAGAUGGGCAUCAAAGAAGUCAAGAGUCGACUCAAACAAAAGGAGCUCACAGAGAAUGGCUACUCAGAAGAGCCUGGGCCCACUCAACUACCCUCCACACACAGCAAAGACUCGCUCACUUGGGACCAGAGGCGGCCAAUCACAGUUCACUUUGGGCAGAAUGAGCGGUCACCUUCCCCACGGCCCAUGCGGCCACAGCGCCCCCCUCCUCCCAAUCCCUCCAAACUACAGCGCAGCAUACGACCAGCUCGACCUCCUCGGCCAUUGGUGGCAAAGAGACCUCGCAGUAACAUUGGUGUAGAAGGAAGCCCUGAACAUUACGUGCGUCCAACUCGUCACUAUACAGUGUUUCUGUGCGAGGAUUCUUCGGGUGAUGAACUGUCUCAGGAUGACGACUCCAUUGCUGCUUUUCCUGAACACUUCCUGCUUUCUGCUCCUUUUGAAUGGCCUCAGCCAUACAGGUCUCUGAAAGAGGCAGAGCUUGUGGAAGAAGGUGUGGAGGUUGGGGAGCGAUACCAAGGUAACACUGCUCCAUCCAGUCCUGUGCUAGACAAAUUCUCUGACCUGAGCCUGUUGCAGGAUGCCUUCCGUAAUCAACAGGGGAAACCGGAAUGUUCAGAAAUCACAAAUACCACAAAACCAUCGCACAGCACACACGCUACCCUCACAUCUGCAAGAAGUUUGGAGGAGCUUCGAGCAGACCCACAAAAUGUCAACUUCAACUACCAGCGGAUGGAACUAAAUUCUGGUGAGCGCACACGCACACUCCCUGUGCUUAAAACCACCAACCCAUACAGCAAGCUCUGGAGUCAAAGAGAAGACCCAUCCACCUUGCUUGGCCGGGAGUCACCUUCCUGGGAGAGACCUCUUUCCGUUCCACCCUUAGAACCCUCUGAUGUGCGCCCACCCAGCAAGGAGAGUUCAAAUUCCUGUGCAGAGAAGACGGAAGGGGCUUGCAUUACAAUCCCUCGUCCCCAAGGUCGAAAAACACCAGAACCAGGUGCAGUGCUGGCUCCAGCGGUGACCCUGCUGCGCGGGGUUAAGCAGGGCAGUGACAAAGAAGGAGGAGUGUCUGUUGGAGGGCAGGAGUUUCGGCAGGCAUUAAAUAUGUCUCCUCAAGCACAAACUCAGGUUGACCUGUUGAAGACCAAUGAGCCAAACGAGGGACAGGAGCAGGACUUACUUAGCUUGUUGGACCCUUUGUGUGGAGCAACAAAGGAUGAGGCCACCCCAUCCCUUUCUAAACCUCCUGUACCUCCUAGACCGAACCCCCCAAGCCUUGCCAACUUCCCCCCUCCAGUGUCUAUGAACCCUUUCACCCAACAACCGCAGUACCCACCUCAAAGACAUUAUAGUCCUGUCAUCCCAGGUAACCCUUUCACCCCAGCCUUCAUGAAUUCUCCAGGUGCCAACUACUUCCCCACCGCAGCCAGUCCAUACGCAGUAUUUAAUCAGGCAUCCACUGUGGGUGUGACCCCAACUGGAGGGGCGUGGCCCAUUGGACGUGUUCCUCCAUCCUCCAGCAGUAGUGGAUCUCUCUCAACCCUCUUAGACUCAUCUGCUCCGGCUACUUUGGCCCAGCCUGUGCAAGUCUCCACAGAUGCACCAAGUGAUCCAUUCAGUGACCUUCUUACCAUGGCAACUACACCAACAAUAAUGGCCACGCCCCCCAAAAAGAAGGUGGAGGACUUGCGUAGAAGGUGGGAAACUUUCGACUAGCUCUGCCCACAAUUUUCCUCUACUGCUGCUACCAACCAGUGAGGGACUACACAUUUAUAGCCAGUGGGUAUUUAAGACUGUGCCCCCUAGGGGCCUGAAAGCACUGUUGGACAUUUCCCUCCCCCAGAGUGUGUUGUGCUUUUUUUUUUGCGCCUAGCUCACACACUUAGCCUUAUGCACACAGAUGCUAUUGAAGCAUUUCCCAUAACAACAGGAUGAACCAUGUUGCUCCAAAAGUUUUACACUGAAACACUAUAUUAGGAAGAUAACACUGUAUUUUCUGUAGCUAGCAGCGUAGUUCCCAAAGGAGUCAGACUACAGUACUAAAGAAGUAAUGCCCCAAAUCCUACCAUUAGCAAUUAGACUGACAUUAUUGCUUUUAUGGCGGUAACUGCACAUCAUUUCAGUGCUGUUUUAAUAAGCUUGCUUUUUUUUUUUUUAACCCUAGGCUCAUUAAUUCAAACCAUUGUACUCUAACAUUCACAUUCUUGUACAAACCAUUGUUAAAUUGGCAUUCAUAAUGCACUUGAAUACAUUUAUUGCGCAUACUACAUAUUCCACUCUAAAAUACCCAUUACAUACAACAUGUAGGGAUUGUGAUAUCUGAUGUGUACUUCAGAUUUGCACUACAUAAUGUAUGACCUACUAUAAUGCAUACUGGACUACAUGUUCCCAAGUUCAAGCUAUAUACUACUUGCUAUAUACUACGGAAUGUUAGCACUCAGAAUGGGUCAAAGGAAUCAGCCCUGUAGCAGAACAACACACUGCCCCCUAGAGGUCUGAAUCGAGAUAUUUUAGAGGUCAAACACGCCGGAAACAUUUUAUGCAUUAGCUCUCGACUAAAAAUUGAAGUAAACUGGUCAAGAGUGUGUUUAGGGGGUUUAAAAGUAAAAAUGUGUCAAACCCCCUCAUAGGUCCCAGUGUACCUCUGGUUUUACUUGCCUACGUGUCAGUCUGAAAGUAUUCGAUUUGGUUUUCUCAAACAACGUUCACGAUAGUUUCGUUUAACUGCAAAUCGUCCACUUGCUUUGAUUUAGAUGUGUGUUUUGAAAUCUCCUUUUAUUCCGUGCAUCCCAUAAUAGAAUUACAGCUUUCAUAAAGCGACCAAUCAGCAUCUUUCCUUUUACCCUUUUCCAUCGAAUCUGCUACUGCCGUGCACUCUGCAUUAUGGCUAUUUAUUCUAAUAGAGCUGUUUUGUGCUUUUUAAACACGCAUACUGCUAUAAAGUUUGUUAAAGUGAAUCCUAACAGCUGGUAUUCUUGUCAUAGACUGUGCCUGUUUAUUGGGAUUAGUUCAGCACUAUACACAAUUGGUGUUGCAGGAUCUUUGUUUGAUGGCAUUUUCUUUGCUAUAUUUCUGUCCGAGACUUGCAAGUAGAAGAACACUGUUUGUGCAGUUUUUGACAUGGAAAUGAAUUGUGUACAACCAAACACUCAAAUCAAAAACAUUUUUAAUUUUUUGGUCCAUGUCAGGGAGUAUCAGGGAGUGAAUCGGUGUCUCUUCUCUGGUUUAUUGUCGUAUUUAAAGAUGAAAUAAUGUUAUUUGUGUUAUUAAAGUGUUCUUGAACAUAAGUAUACCCCGUAGAGCUGUUAGAAAGAUCACAUUUCCUAUUAGUUUAUCCGUUUAGAUCACCUUCCAAAAUGGGCCUUAAUGAGAGUUUGUGUAUGUGUGUGUGUGGAAGUUCAGAGCAGUUGGUUUUGUAUUUCUAGUCUUACAGCAUGGGUUGUUAUAAUGUUUUGGUUAAACUUUUGUCUUAACGCUAAAACUGAUUUCUGCAUUUGACAUGGACUGUUAGGUUGAUACACGAGUGUUACAGCAGUCACUUUUCCUGUUAAAUAAUUCAUACUGAAAGUUCAAUAAGAAAAUGGAAGCUACUACACUAGCGCGGAAAUUUUCGUUCACAAUUAAGUUCGACAAACACAAAGCUUCAAAUUGUUCACAUGAGUAUGUCAAGUUCUACUUUAAAAACGACAAAAGUAGACUUGGAAUGGUCCUGGAAUUGAAAUUAUUCUGUGAAAAUAAUCUUUAUAGUUUUGACUGCAGCAGAAAAAGUAUUUUUUUUGUUUGUUUUAAAAGUGUCAGAUGAACCGAAGCUGUGAUAUUUCCCCCCCCUUAAUUUAACUGGCAAACAUGACAACACUCCACAUUGGGUCGACAUAUGGACAAACCCAACUGUUGGGUAAAAAAUAUAUAAGUUAAAUUUAAUUAAAAGUAAUAUAUAUAUAUAUAUAUAUAUAUAUAUCCCAGCACUUGGGUUUGUCCAUAAUUGACCUAACAUUGGGUUAAUACAACCCAGAAUUGUUUAGAGUGAACUAGGGUUGUCGCGGUACUGGAAUUCGAUACCAAUCGGUACUGAAAUUUUAAAAACGUCUAUUUCCCACAAACAUUUGACAUUGUUAAACAGCACUGAUUUUCCAUUGUGUUCACAUGCUCAACAGAAAUUACUGUGAUUGGCCGUGAAGGUCAUUGGUUCACCGAAAUCACCACUCAGAUCACCGAAAUCACCGAAAUUACUGAGUGUAAACACAGGGACACUGGAGCAUUUUAAAGUCCCGUCGAUCAGCUGGUUUGUCUAUAAGCUGACAUAUGAGCGAUCUGCUGAUGAAUCAUGGCUUUAAAAUGCUCCAGUGUCCCUGUAUCUGUGAUUACACUCAGUAAACAGCGGUGCUUUGGUGAACCGAUGACCUUCAUAGCCAAUCCAAGUCAUUUCUGUUGAGCAUGUGAACACAAUGGAAAAUCAGCAGUGUUUAAGAACGUUCUCAACAGUGCUCAGAUGUACAUAGGAAAUGGACGUUUUUAAAAUUUCAGUACUGAUUUGUAUCAAAUUGUGACAACCCUAGGGCGAAGUGUUAAAGGCUGUACAUGACAUUACUGUACAACAGCCAACUUUAACAUGUCUGGGUUGAACAAGCUUUAAAAGCAUUGCCAGCAUGAAUUCAACUAACAUUAUAGAAUCUGCUGUGUUUUGACCCAAUGCUUUCAGGUUUGCUUUUGUCAGUUGGAAUAGUAAGCAAGGUGGUGGUAUUAUCAAAAUGCUUUUUUUUUUGUAUGUGUAAAAAUGCAAAUUUUCUCUUUGAAUGUAUCCUAAUGUGAACUCAUAUCCUGUUUAUUAUCAUCUUGCACUUUUUGAUUUUUAUUUGGAGGUUAUUAUUUGUGUUUGCCAUAAUUAAAAAGCACAGUAUAUUCCUGUGAAA
Messenger RNA from Danio aesculapii, 6192 nucleotides. RefSeq names its product DENN/MADD domain containing 1A (gene dennd1a). NCBI's taxonomy places the organism in Eukaryota, Metazoa, Chordata, Actinopteri, Cypriniformes, Danionidae. Gene Ontology annotation, biological process: endocytosis; endocytic recycling. The record is from RefSeq and is a predicted model, not a curated record. Gene Ontology annotation, cellular component: cytosol; clathrin-coated vesicle. The transcript is spliced from 23 exons. The coding region runs from base 23 to 2998 and encodes 991 amino acids. Gene Ontology annotation, molecular function: phosphatidylinositol phosphate binding; guanyl-nucleotide exchange factor activity.